AACUUGUAAAUGUUUGGAGUUUGCUUAUAACGUGAUUAUCCAACUAGAUACUAUCCUGACUAAAUUAUUACGAAAUUAGUGCCUUAUACUUUUAAAUAUUAUUAAUCUAAAUUAUUUUUCUGAUAAACAUAUAAAUUUGAAUGGAAUACAAUUUGAAACUUGUCAAGUUUAUUUUUGGAAAGAUAAUUAAUAUCUUUUAUCUUAGUGAUUCUGUAGCUAACUGAUUUUAUUUAUUAUUUUUCUCAAAAUAUAAAUAAAAAGUGACGCUGUUUCUUUUCCUAUAUAAAGAAAAAGACACAAAUGUAAGUAUAUAGCAUAUGUAUUUUAAGUAUGAUAAUAUAUGUAAGUAUAUAAUAUCGUUAAUAAGCUUUGUUAUAUUUUAUAAAAAGUAAAAUAAACAAGAUGAUAAUAUUAACUUUUUGUUAAAAUAGGAAUUCGAAAUUAAAUCAUUACCAAAAAUGUUAACCUACAUACAUUGAAUAAAAACUCCUUUAUCUACCGGCUCCCUGCUUUCAAUUCAAAGAAUUUAUAUUUAUUACAAAUAUAUUUAUUUAAAAUAAUAAAUUUUCAUUUUUCUAUAUUUUUCACGUUGUUUAUUUUUCGUAUUGUUUUUUUUUUAAUUUGCUUUUUAUAACAACGCACGCUCGCACUUAUUUAUGUUAAAAAAACCAGCUACGCAGAGCUGCCUACGGGCAGCACUGGCAGGGUCGCCAUGCAAUGGGGGGACCUGGGAGUACGGGUGAAAUAGACAUAAGUUGCGUUUUGAGUGACUAUUAAACUAAACACAUUAUAUAUAAUAGGAUGGAUACAUCUCCAUCCUAUUAUUACACAUUACAUUGGAAAGGUGAUUUUUGUGUGAAUAAUUUUACUGAAAACUUUGUACAUCAUUUAAUAAUCAUAACGUACGUAUAUGUGUUGUGUUGUGCAGGGCGACAUGUGCGUGGCGGAGAGCGAGCGCGGCUCCGUGGUGCGCGGCGUGCCGCUGCUGGGCGCCUUCCCCGGCGCCUGCGUGUGCGACAACGCGCGCACCCUCCUCGCCUGCGUGCCGCCCCGCGCCCCCGCCCGCGCGCCCCCGCCCCCGCCCGCGCCCGCGCACUACCACUCCGACAGUGAUACGGAAUGGGAUCCUUCAGAAUCAGAGACAACAAGACUGCCUUCGUUGACGAAAUCCGUCUCCUUGCCCGCUACCAGUACGGCGUUAGCGGUACCCUCACCUUUACAGAUGGUGCCAAGAGAACGCUCGUUACCCGACGACCAAUCAGACGCAGGAGGUGAUGCUGCACAGAUGAGAGCUUUAGAGGUAUGUCGUCAUCAGCCCUGUUACAGCCCCACUGCAGGGCUCAGGCCUUCCUUAUAAAUGGUCAAGUAGGAUGGACCAUGAUCCUCUAUACUGGCCCAAUGCGGAUUAGAGGGUGCAUUUGCAGCCGGGACCAACGGCUUAAUGGGCCUUCCGAAGAACGGAAUAGCUAGAUAUAAUAUUUUUUAAACCGACUACGUCACCGGGCUACAGAGGUAUUUUAUUAAUAUGUAGUAAUUUCUAGAAAAGUUAAACUAGAACAUAAAUUUUCUUUUUUUUUUAUCAACUGGUCGCCUCCACCAAAAUUUCUUAAAAUAAAGUAAACAUCUAAAUCGUAACAGAUAAUACAAACUACUUCAAUAUGGAUAGGAUAGCUCGACUGAGUAAAGAAAAAGAAAUUCUAUUUAGUCCGUCAGUCGGAUAAUAGAAAAAUAUUAGAUACGUAUUUUUUUUUACUUCCAAUUAAACACGAAAUGGCUUAGAUAAUUGGCAUUAUAGUUGAGGACUGCGGGCUCGCUACGUCACAGUUUUGUAGGCAAUGUACAAAAGCGUGACGUCAUGCGACAUUUCAACUCGAUGUAUCGCUGCAAUUUAUUGAUUACCCAAAAAAUAAAAAUAAUAUUACUUAAUAAUAAUAUUAAUUUAAUAUUCUUCAUUGAUCUACCUGACGGAUAAAUAAUCAAAAAUGAGUCGUCAUCCAUAUUGUGUAAGAUGU
This is a messenger RNA of Diatraea saccharalis (sugarcane borer), 2012 nucleotides long. The record is from the annotation of a GenBank genome assembly. Lineage: Eukaryota; Metazoa; Arthropoda; Insecta; Lepidoptera; Crambidae.